UUCAUCUGGAUACCCGGAGCAACGUAUUGGUUUUAUCGGCUCGGCUUUUUUUGUAUCGUGGUUCGAAGGAACUUUUUUCAAACGCAUUAACAUUUACAAACUUUCACUUAUGGUUCGCGAGUAUGUGGUCAAGUUGUGGUUUCUCUCGCGGAAACACCGUUGUGAUGGUGGCGGUGGUGCUGCUGCUGGAAGGGGCAACUGGGCUGUACUUCCCUCAGAAUGAGUAUAUUGAGACGGUGUAUGUUGGCCAGCAGGCAGGGACUCCUGUCCUUCAGGUCCAUGCCAUGCUGGACAGCCAAUCUGAGCAGCCACAUUUCUACCUGUGCUGGACAAGCCCUCUCAGACGGCCAGCAUACAGCUCCUGGUUCAAUCUGGACGUCAACACUGGAAUACUAUCCUUGAACAAAACCCUAGAGGAGAGUGACUUUGCAUUACUAUCUCAAAAGUCAUGGUCUGUAAAGAAGCUGUUGCUGCAUGUCAUGGUGUUACGGAGCUUCACCAAGAAGUCCCAGUGCAUCAACAGAAACUCCCCUCGGAUCAUCCUGGACUUUGUCAACGCCACAAUCCCUCAAUGUGCUCAGACAGACAUGAAGGAACUGUGCUUCCCACAUAGAGACACCUCCAACCCACACAUCAUGGAGAACAGGUUCCCUGAGGCCCUCCGACAACUGAGACGUCUCACCAGGCUCAGCGUCUGCCCAAACUACACCAUAUCUUACACUGUGGAAUCAGACACCCCAGCUCCCUUUAUUGUAAAUGAGAACACCACAGAGCUGCUGGUGACUGCCUCAUUGGACCGGGAAGAGAGUGAACGCUACAGGCUCCUGUUGGUUUGCACAGUCAGGACAGAAACAGUCAUCACCAAGGUGGAAACAUCACUGGAUGUUUUUGUAAAUGAUGAGGACGAUAAUGCACCUUUUGUGAAUGGAUCAGACUCUGCAGAUAUUAUCAUCAGCUUUAAUCGGACGAAGGGUGGCUCAUUCGGGACACUGUUUGUCUUUGACAAGGAUUUAACCCCCAUCUAUCCAAUAGACCAGAGUCACAAUAAGUAUGUAGGGACUGUGCUUAAUAGUGAUCCAUGGAUAAAGGAAACAUUUGAUGUAAAAGGCACCUUUAGUGAAAAAAAAGCUGCUGAUGGAGGCAUUCGUGAGACUAUUCACAACUACCAGCUUGUCCUGAAGAGGAACCUGUACGUGACGGAGAAUCACACCCUCCAGCUGGACUAUCUGGUCAAUGACACCACCUACCCUGGUCCAGAGGGAACAGUGCUGCUUCACUUCAACGUCACCAUCUUACCAGUGAAAAUCCACUUUGCCAACAUCACUCAUAUGUUCACAUUGACACGCAGAGCGUCUACUUAUGCUCAGGUUGGCAGAAUAUGUGUGGAAAACUGCCAGAAGUUUGAUGGGUUCACUGUCACUUACCGGCUUGAGGUGGCCGAUAAGAAUGUGUCUGCUGAUGUGCAGGCCUGCUACGCAGCUGUAAGCAUCACCCAGGCCACAGAUGAGAUGUGGGGACUGCUCUAUGUGAAUGACUCAGAGGCACUGCGCAGGCCCGAAUGCCAGGAUUUGCAGUAUCUAGUUGUAGCUCAGGAGCAGAACACACAGCUAGAGGCCAGCACGCAGAUCCACAUCAUACUUGAUGGUGAAGCCAACAAGGCCAGUCAGGGGGACCAGCCAUUCCUGUCCUGUGCAGAAAAUAGACAUCGUGGAAAGUGUGAGUCUGUUCGAGGCCUUGGGGCAACAACAGGGAGAUGCCAAUGGAGGCAAGGCAAUGAGAAAGUUAUAUCUGAGAAUUACUCGACCUGUUCCCCUGACCUAAAGACAUGUCCAGAUGGUUUUUGUGAUGCAAUUGAAAGCAAAGAUUCAUCAAUAUGCCCACAAGACUGUACAAAGGAAACUGUAAUCGGAGGACAUGAACGAGGCUUGAGGAACGGGAUCCAGGCUGGUUAUGGAACCUGCUACUGCUAUGCUGAGAGAUGCUUCUGUGAGAAGGAAGAUGUAGAGGAGACGAUAUGUGACGACAUGUGUAAAACCAUCAUCGCCACAGCGUUGCUCCUGUCCUUCAUCGUUUCAAUCAUCAUGUCAUCAUAUUUCAUACAUCGGUACCACAAGAACUCUCCUAAGCCCCCGAUUGCCUCUGCUGAGAUGACUUUCCGCCGGCCAGCUCAGGCCUACCCCAUUAGCUUCCCUGCAAACAACAUACGACGGGGCUCACAGGAAUCCAUUGAAACAGACACCUUUAAAAUACCUGAGGAUCCUAAGUGGGAGUUUCCUCGUAAAAACCUUGUACUUGGCAAGACUUUGGGAGAAGGUGAAUUUGGAAAAGUUGUCAAAGCAACAGCGUUCAGGCUUAAAGGAAAAGCUGGAUACACUACUGUGGCUGUGAAAAUGCUUAAAGAAAAUGCCUCCUACAGUGAGCUGCGUGACCUGCUGUCAGAAUUUACUUUACUGAAGCAAGUCAACCAUCCCCACGUCAUAAAGAUGUAUGGAGCAUGCAGUCAGGACGGCCCAUUGUAUCUGAUUGUGGAGUAUGCCAAGUAUGGGUCACUGCGCAACUUCCUGCGGGAGAGUCGGAAAGUUGGCCCAAGUUAUAUGGGCAGGGAUGCCAACCGAAACUCCAGCUACCUGGAGAACCCAGACGACAGGGCACUAACCAUGGGUGACCUGAUCUCCUUUGCAUGGCAGAUCUCCAGAGGCAUGCAAUACCUCGCAGAAAUGAAGCUUGUCCACAGGGACCUUGCAGCACGAAAUGUCCUUGUAGCUGAGGGACGGAAGAUGAAGAUCUCAGACUUUGGCCUUUCCAGAGACGUGUAUGAGGAGGACUCGUAUGUUAAGAGGAGUAAGGGCCGUAUACCUGUUAAAUGGAUGGCAAUAGAGUCCUUGUUUGAUCACAUUUACACAACACAAAGUGACGUCUGGUCCUUUGGUGUGCUGUUGUGGGAGAUAGUGACCCUUGGAGGAAAUCCAUAUCCAGGUAUUGCUCCUGAACGCCUGUUCAACCUACUUAAGACUGGCUACAGGAUGGAGAGACCAGAGAAUUGCUCGGAGGAAAUGUAUAACCUCAUGCUUCGAUGCUGGAAGCAAGAAGCAGAGAAGAGGCCGACAUUCUCAGACAUCAGCAAAGAACUGGAAAAGAUGAUGGUGAAAAGCAGAGAUUACCUGGACCUUGCGGCAUCCACCCCAGCAGAUGCCCUGCUGUACGAUGACGCCCUCUCUGAAGAGGACACACCACUUGUGGACUGUAAUAACGCCCCCCUCCCUCGAACCCUUCCCUCCACAUGGAUUGAAAACAAGCUCUAUGGCAUGUCAUACCCGAACUGGCCAGAGAAGAGCCCGGUACCGCUCAUCAGACAUGAUGCCACUAAUCCAGUCUUUACAAGAUAUGCCAAUGAUAGUGUUUAUGCAAACUGGAUGGCUUUGCCUUCACCCGCAAAAGCUGUGGACAAGCUUGAUAGCUAAAGACAAACCAACUCUGUUGAAGAGAUAACUGAUUGGGAGAUAUGUAUAUUUCUAAAAGAUUGUAUAUAUGUUAUCUGAUACUAAAGUUGGUCCUUUCUAUUUCUGUUGCACGGGUAUUCAACAGGUAAACUGGGGUCAUUUAAAUGCAAAAGCAGCAGAUAUAGGCCAUGCUUUAUUCAGCUCUUCAGUACGUCAAUUAUUACCUCACAGAUCAUGUUGGCCAAGUAAUUCCACUGCAUGACUGUUGUACCAGAUUGUAUGCCAGUGUAAAUGUUUUUAAGUGCCUGUGCUGCUUCUACAAUAGUCUCAAAAUACUAAAGUGUGACUGAAGAUUUCAUUCCAGCCCAGGAAUUAAAUGGGACAUCUUUACCCUCACCUGUUGUAGACAGCAGGAGUUGAGUGGACAAAAGCAUAAUGUUGAACAUGUUCUGAAAUGUAAAGUUUCUACUUUAGAAGAUUGUGCCCCUCAAAAUGUCAAAGACCUUUUUUGUGUUUCUCCCACGAGAUGAUUCAAAACUGAUCUUGCCAAAGAAAGUAAAACAGACAUGUUUAGUGCACAGUCAUCGUGUACCUUGUUUGUUUAUUUUUGUAUAUCACAAUAUCACCUUGUGAGUGCUACUCCAGUGUAAGGACAUAAGACUAAAUGUAGGUUGUGACCAUGUCUUGUGUCAGACUACUGGUCAAUUUUUGAUUCACUGUAAUGGCAAUCUUUGUGGAAAAAGUAUGAUGUGAACUAACAAGUGUUAUCACUACUAUGUUGGUUUAAUUUGAUUUUGUUCCAAUUAAUAAUAAACAUUGAUAAUGUGCAGUA
Molecule: messenger RNA, 4272 nt
Organism: Labrus mixtus (cuckoo wrasse)
Lineage: Eukaryota; Metazoa; Chordata; Actinopteri; Labriformes; Labridae
Gene: ret
Product: ret proto-oncogene receptor tyrosine kinase
Exons: 20
Coding region: 123-3461 (1112 amino acids)
Biological process (GO): protein phosphorylation; positive regulation of kinase activity; homophilic cell-cell adhesion
Cellular component (GO): signaling receptor complex; axon; membrane
Molecular function (GO): calcium ion binding; transmembrane receptor protein tyrosine kinase activity; ATP binding
Source: RefSeq, a predicted model, not a curated record